AAAAAAGGUUUGUCUUCUGGAAAUUAAAACCAAAACUUACUUUCCCAAACUCUAUCCCUAAAGCCAAAUCUCCGGCGAUAUCCCGCCCUCAAAUCAAUCAACCUUCGAUUUCUACUCUUACAGAAACUGAUUCUUAAUCAAAACUGAAAAAAAAGAAAAAACUCUCCCUUCACCAUUCUCUAGCCAUGACUUCCGACAGAAUCAGCGAACUACCAGAUCCGUUACUAACUAAAAUCCUCUCCCACCUCCCAAUCAUCGAUUCCGUCAAAACAAGCGCCCUCUCAAAGAGAUGGGAGUCUCUCUGGCCCACCGUCUCAUCACUCGACCUAAACGACAAACACAUCACCCCACCUUACAAGAAACUCUUCGCUUCCUUCAUCGACUCCUUCCUCGACCACAACUUCGAAUCACCCCUCCAAAACCUCAUCAUCAACUACGACGAAUGCAACGUCAACCUCUUCCCGAUCAGCGACUGGAUCACCACCGCCGUCGAUCUCCGCGGGAUCCAAAAUCUCGUCGUCGAGAUUCGGAAUCCGAUGUACGUCCUCGAUUUCACGCCCAAGAGUGUUUACAGGAGUAAGACGUUGGUGUCGUUGACGCUUAGGCACGUUAGGGUUAGGAAUCUUGAUGUUGUUUCGUUGCCUUGUGUUAAGAUGAUGCGUUUGGAGAAUGUUUGUUACGGUGAAGAAGAAGGUGGGUUGAGUGUGGAGAAGCUUAUCUCUGGUUGUCCUGUUCUUGAGGAUCUUGAUUUGGUGAGGAAGUGUGAUGAUUUUGUGGAGAGGCUUCGUGUUGUGUCUCUGAGUUUGAAGAUGUUUCGGUUAGUGUUUGGUGGUGGUGGUGGUGGUGGGGAUGAGUAUGAGGUUGAGAUUGAUGCGCCGGGGCUCGAGUAUUUGAGUUUUAAAGAUAGUAAGUCUGAUAGGAUUGUGGUGAAGAGUUUGAGUUCGUUGGUGAAGAUUGAUGUUGAUAGUGUGUUUAAUGUGAAGUUUGGGGGAAGUGUGGAUUUUAUGAAGAGUGAUACUAUUCGUGAUUUUCUUAUUGGGGUUUGUAGUGUAAGACAGAUGAUUAUCUCUGAGCCUACUCUAGAGAUUCUGUAUCGUUAUUCCAAACUGGUACCGGUUGCUGAAUUUCAAAAGUUAUGUUAUUUGCAAGCUGGGUUUUCGACCACUUCGUUGCAGUUGUUGCCAGCCUUUCUUGAGAGCUGCCCAAAUCUGAAAAAUCUAGUCUUGGACAUUUCUGUUUCAACGGAGUCAGAGCAGAUUAGUUUUACCGAUGUGCCUCGUUGUCUGGCAUCGACUUUGGAGUGUGUUGAGAUUAACAAAGUGAUUAUGAGGGAGGAAACUGGGAUAAAACUAGUGAAUUACUUUCUUGAGAAUGCAGCAGUGCUCAAGAAACUUUCUGUGAGUUUCGCAGAUUCUCCUAUGGCCGACGAGGAUUUAGAUAUCUACAAGGAGCUUCUUACAUCUACAAAGCGUUCUCGCAUAUGUCAAGUUUUCAUCAGCUGAUGAUGCUGGUGGGGGCACGUGAGCAUUUGUCAUUGAGGAGGGGAUGUUCAGUUCUCAUGAAAACUGCAUUUCGUAAGUAAGGUUUAUUAGGAUUUGAACGACAAGAGCGUGAUGGGAAAGAACAACUGGAAGCUGCUGUCUUCACUUACACUUUGCAGAACAACCUCUUUCUAGAAACAAGUGAUUAAAGUUAUAAUCUGCAUUUAAGAGUCUGGUCUGAAUCUUAUUAUAUAGUACUGACUGGAGUAAAUCGCACUCUUACUCUUCCUAAGUAUAUAGUAUGUUCUGUUCUUUUUCAGACUGAUAAUCAUUCUGUUUUUGAUUCUUCACCUUGGGGUGUUUCACUGUUAUUAUGUUGUAUAUUUGGUUUCAUUCAGUAAACAAUGCAAUUAUGCAAUAAUGGUAUACUUAAUUGUUG
Messenger RNA from Eruca vesicaria subsp. sativa (arugula), 1920 nucleotides. The record is from the annotation of a GenBank genome assembly. Lineage: Eukaryota; Viridiplantae; Streptophyta; Magnoliopsida; Brassicales; Brassicaceae.